UCCGCUAGCUAGCGGGGCUGCAGACUUACUGUCGCUUGUUGAUGUGGGGGGAUGUCGACCCGAGUCUCCGUCAAGCCAAUAAACAGCACAUGGUUGCGGGCCCAAUGCUUGCUGGUUUGAUGCCGGCGUGCUAGCCGCCCCGCUGCACUUCCACUGGGCUGGCGGCCCCGACACGCCUGUUAGCUGGGCGGCUAUUAGCGUCGAGGAAGCAGGGACGCACCAUGGCGGGUGGAAUCACUGAGACCGGAGAGCCCUACUCUCCUUUUGUGGGGCUAGUGUACAUGUUCAACCUGAUCGUUGGCACUGGUGCUCUGACCAUGCCCAAGGCCUUCGCCAGCGCCGGCUGGGUGGUCAGCGUCGCGCUCAUCACCUUCCUGGGCUUCAUGAGCUAUAUGACGACCACGUUUGUGAUUGAGGCGAUGGCGGCUGCGAAUGCGCAGCUGCGCUGGAAGAGGAGGGAGCAGGAGGACGUCAACGACAGCGAACCAGCCUCGGAGUAUUCGGACGACGACGACGACGAUGUCAUAGACCCGGGCCGAUCGGAACCAGAGACGAAGCCCAUCCUGUCAAUCCAGCGCUCCGGUCACGUGGAUCACUUCGACAUCGUGGAGCGGGUGGAGAUGGGUCAGAUGGCGUCCAUGUUCUUCAACAAAGUGGGCGUCAACAUGUUCUACAUCUGCAUCAUCGUCUACCUGUAUGGAGAUCUGGCCAUUUACGCUGCAGCCGUACCCAUUUCGCUGAUGGAGGUAGCCUGUGGGAACCACUCCUGCAGUGCCGGCAGUCUGAAAUACAACGACACUGAUCUGUGUUGGGGUCCGGUCACCAGGAUCAACGCCUACAGAGUGUUUUUGAGCGCCUUCACUCUCCUGCUGGGUCCCUUCACCUUCUUCAACGCUCAGAAAACCAAAUACCUCCAGAUCCUCACCUCACUCAUGCGCUGGAUCGCCUUCGCCAUGAUGAUCAUCUUGGCUUUGAUCCGCAUCGGCAAAGGGCGGGGCGAGGGCCGGCCGCCGGCCGCCGACCUCUCCGGAGUGCCCAACCUCUUCGGCGUCUGCGUCUACUCCUUCAUGUGCCAGCACUCGCUGCCGUCGCUCCUCACGCCCAUCGCCAACAAGAGGCGCGUGGGCGUCCUGGUGCUGGCCGACUACGUCCUGAUCCUGGGCUUCUACGUGCUGCUCUCCUUCACCGCCAUCUUCUGCUUCCAGAGCUCGCUGCUGCACGACAUGUACACGCUCAACUUCACCGACAACUGCGACGUGCUGGACCUCCCCGUGCUGCGCUACUUCCUGGGCCUCUUCCCCGUCUUCACCAUCAGCACCAACUUCCCCAUCAUUGCCGUCACACUGCGCAACAACUGGAAGACUCUCUUCCACCGCGACGGCGGCACCUACCCGUGGGUGGUGGACCGCGUGGUCUUCCCGCUCAUCACCCUGGUGCCUCCCAUCCUGGUGGCGUUCUGCACCCACAACCUGGAGUCCCUGGUGGGCAUCACCGGCUCUUACGCAGGCACCGGCAUCCAGUACAUCGUCCCGGCGCUGCUGGUCCACUACGGCCGGCGCCACGUGCAGCCGGUGAUGGGCCGGGACGCCAUCAACAAGCACCGCUCGCCGUUCCGCCACGCCUUCUGGGUGUGGUUCGUCGUGAUGUGGGCCGUUUUCUGCCUCAUGUUUGUCACCGCCAACAUCAUCCUCAACGAAACCAAGAAAUGAGGACUCCCGCCCGACUGGUGCCUGGACAGCCGCCGGAACUCACCGCGGCCGAUGCGCGGCUAAAGAACUCGUGAAGAGGAAGCGGAGGGAUGGUUUUCAGCUGCGACCGCCAACAGAACUGGCCCUGACAUCACUCUCGUGGUAGCUUCGGAUCCAUAACACCACACUCAUCCUUGCAGUUGAGAACAUUUCAGACCCAAAAAGUUGACCUGAAGUGACCCUAGACAAACAGUACUGUCAACAAAACCCACAACUAAAUCACAGCCAUUUGCCAAUAGAUGUCUGGCUGUUUUUUUUCCCAUGUUGUCGACCCAUCUGGUGUCAAGUCCCCCUCUGAUCUGAAAUUUGAAUUCCAUGGUUCCGAUGACCAUUUUACUUCUCGUGUGAAAAUAGUUGCGAGUUGACUGGGCUUCUUCAUGGACCUCUGUCUGGUGGAACCUCUGUCCUUGCCUCAGAUUCUUUUCACUCUUUUGUCAUGUGGAAGUGGAAUCCCGUGUUGUUGCUCCAGGUCCCAGAUCUCCGCUGCUCUUUGGAACAAAACCUGACUUUGACUGACACCUGAACGUGUUUCAUCUGUGGGGAGGAUGAUGAGGAUUGUGCCUUCUCCACAUCACUGUCUCAAUCUGUGGCUCGGUUUGUGUUUUUUUUUUUUCCUGCCCCCGUGAAUCACGCCACCUCGCCUUUUUGUUUGACUUGUCAAAAAAUUAAAAACUUGUGUAAAGGAUUCACAUUUUAAACUGGUGUGUCGGAGCGACACGGUGCGUGGCUUCAGUCGCCGCCCUGCUGUUGGAUUGUGGCAUGACGGCUGUGACUUGGCGUCACGUUCACGUCUCAUAUGACGAGACAUUUCAUUUCAAAUCCUGUUGCAGGUGCGACCGUGUUGGAAGUGUAGUGUGGGGUACAGUAUAUAUGGCAGGGAUUCAUCUGACUGUGUGCGUCUUUGUUCACAUAUCCUCCCUCUGGCUUGUCUUGGGGCGGAAACCAGAGCGCCCGAGUAAACACCGACGUGAGAUUGAGCCGCGCCUCCCCUCCCCCAGUUUGGCCGGGCUCUGCCUCCAGACUGAUGGAGGGAGUAAAUCAGAGUCUGACAGAAGACUCGCGAGCGAGAUGGGGUCUCGCUCCACCACUCGUCCCGUCCAUUUGUUACCACGAAUUCUUGGAUUCUUUUUAUUGGCUCCUCAGUUCAUCAGAGGCCAGAUCCUUCAACGCCAGCUCACGUCCGGCACAUCACCAUCACUCACCCUCCGCUGCCUCUCACUGUGAGCAGAAGCAGCGGCUCCACUGCAAGUCAAAGAUGAGCGCUCUGGCUCAGCUCUUUCACGAGUCAACGUUCCAUCCUGACAGACUUCAAUCAUUCACACCAUUGUGCUUCUCUAUCACCAAAGGCCACGUGACGUCCGUGCGGUGGAGGAGCAGCUGACCCAUUGUUCUCAUCCACAUUCUCUCGGCUGUGGGAUGAAAGGCCUUCAGGUGGUGUUUGAAUGUCGCCUGUUUGCUCAAAGAGACACGUAUUUAUUUAACGGUUGUUUGUUUGUUUUUUUUGCUCCACCUGGAUCCACCGCCGUCACGUGGUGAGACGGUCCCUACUUCAAGAGUAGGAACAGUCAAGACGUGGCCGGGACCAGAGCUGCAGCAGCUGAGGAAGGUACGUCUCGUACACGCGCCUUGUGGCAAGUCAGCACGUGGUGAAGCGCACAGAAUAUGAGAACGUCCACCAAACUGUAAACUUGCCAACAACUUGGCCAACAUUUUUUCUCCAAUUUUGACCGCAGCUCUUGCAAAUAUCAAUAAGUCAAAAAUGAUUGGAGGUUGUUUGAUACGCACCACAUUCUUUGUGACGCUCUUGACUGCUAUCCGUGUACUUUUAAAACGCACGCCAGUAGGUGGGUGGAACAUUGUUCUGGCUGGUCUUGGCUACUUUUGCAGUGAAUUGGGCGGGAUUUUACGGACUUUCUGCGCAGUAAUGACAAAACCAAAAAAAGAUGGGGUUUGCAGAACGUCUUGCUCUGGGACGCUUCCUCGGUGGAGAGAGCCUUUACCUUGAACCUGAUCGUUGGCGUGAACCAGUCAGCGCUUGAGAACUUCACUCACUGAAUAUAUAUCUGAAAGUGGUUCCCGGAGGCGCUCGCCGAAGAAUGAUCUGGGAGGAUUCAUCCAAAUGAGCUCCGUCAGCACAGAAAGCUCGGGCGAGGGUUCGCCUGACGUGGAGACACCAGCGCGAUGCUCCGCCACACCAGGAGCUCAUCACCGGUCGCAUGACGCCAGUGGCUGGUUUUGGAAACAGGCUCCAGAUGGUGGCGGUGGCCAGCCAGUCAGAGAGAGGCAGCCGACACGACGGGCUGCUCUUCUCCCCUCCGACAUGAAAGCGGCGCUGCUCUUUCAUCCUCCUGUUCUACUGUCAGCGUCGUCCGUUUUGCCUGCAGACGCUCCAGUCGCUCGCCCUGCACAAAGGAAUGAUAUUUUCGAUCGGAGCGCCAGGAAUCAUUUAUCAUCCCGGCGGCAAUCAGCCGGGCCCUCAUCACUUCCAGGCGCGGGGCAGAAUACAUAAGCGCCGUCACGCCGUGGUUCGUCUCGGGGCCGAGGGCGCCGCGUCCGUCUUCUCCUUCAUCGCAGAGUGAAUGAAACAAGGCGAUGGUACUGGACUCUUGGAGAGCAGAUUCUCCGGCUGUCUUGACUUGCCAAGGUGUUGUGUGUGGAAGCUUUCAUGCGGUUGUGUUGCUGUCCAGCCCUGGUGAGGAAGCCAGUGGUCAACCACCAAAAUUGGUGGCCUUCCAGAGACCCUGGCUUUAGUGGCGAGUGUGGAGAGGGGAAAUGAAGUCAGACUCCAGGCUCGCGGCCGUCACCGUCCAUAUGCUCAUGAAUAAAACAGCUGCUUGUUUGUGUGUGUUGCCCUCGAGUGGCUGUUAGCAACGUGCGUGUCAGCUCAUUUUCCACUCACGUUUGGGUUUUGGCCGUGAAUAAAGAUCGUGUCCGGCCUUCUCAUGUCUUCGGUUUGACUUACGGACUGGUAACUGUGUUGUCCAACCCCAGGCUCCUCUUCAUGGCCGUCACGUGACACCGGCGUGAUCACACUCUCACUGCCUGACAUGCUUUUUAUGGUGAUGCUGGCGCCUUUUGUUGCACUCAGCAUGAAGCUCUCUGCUUGAUGUUGAUGACGCUUCAGGCCGGUUGAUCCCUGAUGGACUCAGCAGUGAAGUGAUGCCAAACCAUGGCAACUUUACUUCAGUCUAUUUACUCGCCCAUAUCACUGAAGUCACUGUCAGCUGCACGUGAUCCACUCGCGAAUCAGACACUGAAAAACUCACCACUGUACCUUUAAAUACUUUAAUAUGCUUUAAGAAAGUGAACGACAGAUGAGGUCUUCUUCGUAAUUUGAGUCGCUGAUAAAAACGUCGCGUUUCUGCGUAAAAGAAGUAGCUGAGUUGGUCGACUUCCUGGAAGACUUUGUUGUGGGUUUGGCUCCAAAUGAUGGCGUGACUCACUAACGUAAAAGGGCCGAUGAGGAGGAAAUGAAUGUCACGUGGAGAGGCUGGAGUAUAUCGUCUCCCACAGUCUUCCUCAGUUGCACAGCGUUCAAAAGUCCUUUAGUUAACAAUCAGGAGGUUAAAUUCUUCAUAAAUACUUGAGUCAGUCCAGUUUGGCGUGAAAAGUCUCAGCAGUCGUUCUCGUGCUGCCCGGCGGUUUAUUGCACUGAGAGUGGAGAGUCGCGCUCUCAAGUACACUAGCGGUGUGGAGUUUCACUUUUUGCUUGAACCAAAGGCUGGGAGACAUGCGGACAGGGGUCGCAGUCCGACCGCCCGGGGGUCUGACAAGGGCACAGCUCAGACCUCGGACUCCAGGCUGGACACCCUGCCCCAUGGCUUUGGCACAUAGGGACUGUUCACUCUGCGCGCCACCAAAACCUGCCUUCGUUCCCGGCUGCCGGGCUCGUCCCGCUUGCCUGAUCCCUCAUACACCCCGAGCAAAUUGUUGUGGAAACCCAGUCGGCCGCCCACACGGGGAAGCAUGGCCGUGUUGUCUGAGCAGCGGCUGGUGCAGGGAUACAAGUGGCACACGUCUUUCGAAGCCUCGUAGAACUGGGCCGGCGGCCCCACACACACGGGUGAGUCUGUGUAGGAGUUCAGGUAGGAGGAGUAGUGUCUGUGCAGCAGGGUCGAGGACGAGCGUCGUAACGCGGCCGCAUUCUGCAAGAUGGCCUCGCGGUAGGAGGGUAGCUGGGCGGAGUCGGCAUACUUGACCUUCUGCUUGUAAGGAUAGGAGCCCAUGUGGGCCGGGUCCAAGUAGGCGGGCUCGGCAGCUAAGGGGUAGCAGGACAGGUUGUGGCCCAGACUGCCGUAAAGCUUGUGCGGCUUGGAACUGGCGAGCACCACUCUGGGGAAGAGAUCUGGCACGUCCCCGCGGCCGGACGCGGAAGGCUUGGUCUCGUCCGCCUGCCGAAUCCUGUCGUUACCCCACGUGGCUUUAAGGAAGGAGGCCCGGCGGUUGAGUUUGUCCUUCCCCAGCAGAGGUAUGUCAUCCAAGUCGGGCUCCAGGUAGGACUUCAUGCAGGAGUUGCAGCUGCCGCCAGGGUAGAAUCCUGAAGGGCCAGCGACUGCGGCCUGGUUGUUGAGCAGGUGGUUGGCUCUCAGCUCCGCAAGACAAGCCCGUGGUUCGUCGUAGUCGUCUUUCCCCCUCGGCUCCAGGGCGUCAGAGAACAGGUAGCUGUGGGACCGUCUCCUCCGGCUCACGCAGUCAGGCGGGUAACUGAACUUUCUUCUCAGCGGAACCUUGUGCUCCAGGUAGAUGCUGGGGGUGUGGACCUCCCUGUAAGGAAGGAAGGAGGAUGCGGGCUGCCUGGCCGGGUUCUCCACGUAGAGUCUGUGGUGAGGAAGGCUUGUGCCGGGAGAGGCGGCGUCACCACCCAUGGCGAGAUGUGGGCUGCUGAGGCUGGAGAUGGGAAGAGUCCGCUCCAAAAUGUGCGAGGAGUUGCGAGCGGGCAGCGUGUAGCGGAGCGGCGUGGGCCGGGUCACCACGCGAGGCUUGUCCAGCAGCGGCUGAGUGGCGGAGUCCCCGUAAGGAACGGGGAAGGUCGGCGUGAGCGCCCUCUGGGGGUACGGCGAGUGGUUGUCAGUGAUGCUGGAGAUGUAAGGCAGGCGACCGUGGUUCAAGUCGGUGGCCGUCACUCUGGGAGAGAGGCCCGUCCGCACGUUCUCGGCUCCUCGUCUGCUCCAGUUCUCGAUGGUCUUGGUGGCGUUGUCCAGAGAGUUCUCCACUCUGGCGGAAGACACCAUGUCUUUGGCCGUCUUGAGCAUCUUCAGCAUGUUGGCUUGCGAGUAGUUGGUGGUGAUGUCUGGACUCUGCAUGCUGCUGCUGCGAUCGGUGUGCUCCACACCGUUGAAGCAGCUGUAGAUGCCCUGCAAGGACAAGCAGACCGUGAGCAGCAGAACAGCAGCUAGAGGGACGGCCCUGCCCCCGUCUCCAGUCCAGCCGUGGCCGCAGGGACCUGUGACUUCAGAGACACCUGGCCAAGCAAGUACAGCAGGUCACGCUGCAGCGCGGCUGGACUGAACGCUCCAAGCCGUCCCGCACCUGCUCAGUCCACUUCAGGUCACCCAAGCGUGAGACUGGGACUUCAUCUCAUCUGGAGCAACUGGACGUACAACGACCAGACUCACUGGAGCUGCAGUGUUUUCCUCACAGCUGUUUCGUCUCAGUUCAGAUGCCGGUGCAUCACACUGCCUCAGUGGCUUCUACUCCGAUCGCUCGAAUCCAUCCCAUUUUCUCUGUGAUGAACUUUGAUCAGUUGGUGAUUACAUUUGUCCAGGGGAACCAUUAACACGGCGAGUCAACGAGGUGAAAACAAUGACGUGUCACGGGAAGGCGUCGAUGCAGGGAGUGAUUUAUGUUUCCCUGUGAUUCCCUGCGAUAUUUCCCUCCCAAAUGUCACUGAGGGCAGCCACUUCAAACACAAAAAAGUGUCAAAACGGAACUCGGCAGAGAGCAGGACUCGCCUGCCAACAAGAGUUUAGAACUCUACUCUAUACAUGUGUGACCUAAGGUGGAAAUAGCCAGCAUAAUGUACAGGACUGCAGCGUGGUGGCUGGAGAAAGCAGGACCAAAGAGGUGCACUUCACGGGGAUGAGAAAAACACAAGAGGAAGAAGAGCGUGGUGAGAAAUGGCGCUCAAGCGUACCCUGCUGAUGGCGAGCAGGAAGUCCAGCCGCUCCGACUUGUGGACGGAAUGGCGGAGCUUCCAGUAGAGCAGGUGCUCCCAGGCGAACACCAGCAGGCUCAGGCCCAUGGCCACCAGCAGCAUGUAGAAGACGCCCGCCAUGUUGUCGAUGUCCAGCUUGCUGCUCAUCACCUCCUUCUUCUCGUUGCGACAGAUUCCCGUGAGCCAGACGGUCUGCAGCUUCUGGGUGUCGCCUGGAAAUGACAAACACCAGCCCGGGUCAAAGGUCACCCUGUCUUCGAUUGAUUUGCAGCCUUCGUAUUCCGGUGGCAACUGAAGCGAGAGCUUCACCGUCGGCUAGGAACUGCAGCAGCGCCAGGUCGAUCAGUCGCUUCCAGCGGGAAUCCUUCUGGAGGGCGAUGCCGUAGCCGGUGGUGGCGAACACUUUCCCACUGCCGAUGGUCACCAGCUUGCAGCCCUCGUCCUUCCCGGCCAUGUAGUUGAGCACCGCCGCGUCGUAGAUGAAGGCGUCCAGCUUCCUGGAAGCAGCGACACGGUCAGGACCUUGGAGCCGCGGCGGCGCUGCGUGAGCGGUCACCCACCCGGUUUUCAGGCUGUUGAGCGCGUCCUCCACGCCCUUCUGGUUGUACUUGACCAUGUGGGCGUGCAUCUCCGGGUAGUUGCUCCGGAUGUUUCGCUCAGUGCUGCCGUUUGGGACGGUGCCGAAGCGGAAAGGAGGGUACUGCUCCUGUGGCUUCUGGAACUGCAGACAGAAGAUCAUACUUUUAAAGUUUGAGUAGCGUAAGCCGAGGAAGGAUGAGGAUCGGCACCUCUGCAUUAGCAGGACAGUAUGACGUCACUGGAAGCUCUUGUUUUGUGUAGCUCUGUUCACACGGAGGGCGUAUAGUCUGAGAGCUCAGGUCUCCAUGAGAGACUGUGGGUGGAGCCCACAUCAUGUCUCAGCAGGCCAUUUGAAGGCUGCAGGAUCCCUGGCGUGUCCUCGGUGAACUGCUCAUCUCCCGCUCGCCUCUCUCUGUGUAGCUAUUCCAGCGUGAUGAUGAGGCAGGAAAUGCAUCUGACUCCUUGGCUUUUCAUUCACCUCCUGCAUAUUCCCCUCCCAGAGAGGGAGGAGGAGCAGAGAGGCUGCUUUGGGGGAGAGCAGAGGGUCAAGAGGCUCCCCGGACGGUGGAGGAAGGGAACUUGGAAACUUGUUGUCUUGGCCUUCUGUCGGCUCUUUUGUCGACGGGGCGACCGUCGGGACUUCUCUUAUCUGGGGCUUUAACGGAGUCAGGGAUGCUUCUGAAGUCAACUUCUCUGAGCCGGAGCCGCGGCGCCGAGGAAGACGUCACCUAACCCAACAGAGGAGUGGGUGACAUGUGCGCGCCUGGUGUUUACAGCGCCCACAUGUGACCCCCGCUGCUCUUCCUGGCUCCCAAGCCAGGUCACCCCGCGUGACCGGAGCGCAGGGUCCGCUCACCAAGCGCCUCCUUCCCUCGGCGACAGAGCGGAGGCAGAGGCAGAUGAGAGUCGAUGACUUUGCCAGAAUUGUAAUGAGCGGCCGACAGCUUGGUCUUUUCCUCAAAUGCCUCUUUAAUCCCCCUCAGUCGCCUGCGAGCGGAGAGUCUACAAAUCAUUCCUUGUGCUGACAGUUGAACAUGGAUUUCCUCGUGGCAGUAAAACGCUUCCUCGGGCCACAGAGAUGUGAAUGAGAUCAUACGUCUGCAGAGGAAAUCCAUUGAUGGUUUUUUUUUCUUCCCCUUUUACGGCUUUUCAGAACCAAAAAGGAUGUAAUUCAAUUUCACCUCCACCACUUAAACUGUUUUCAAAUCUUCCUCGCUUCACCUCCCGUCCGGAUCACAUGACCACGGCAGCGUCCUCUGACACCAGAGCUUUUCAGGCGGUGCCUGUUUUAGCCUCAUGAAACUACUGGGUCAGAAGAUGCAGGAUUGUUGGGUUUGUCCACCUUCACAGACUCGGAGGGCGACUCUGCUCACCUUCUUGUCGCUGAGGCCCGACACCGUGUCGAUGUACUGCUCCUGGAUCAUGAAGGCAGCCAGGUUGGCAGUGUAGGACGCCAAGAAGAUGACGGCGAAGAAGGCCCAGACCAGCACCAUGAUCUUACUGGUGGUUCCUUUGGGGUUCUCGAUGGGGACGGAGUUAUUGAAGACGAUUCCCCACAGCAGCCACACGGACUUCCCGAUGGUGAAGGUGGGACCGCCGGGAUCUGGGGAGGAAAUCGCAGAUGGGGUGGUGAAGAAGUCAGAGCGUGGAUGCUCUGCAGAAGUCAUGACCUCGACACAGAGUGUUCGGAGACCAGACCUCCCUAGAAAAUGAGCUGCAGAUUAGCUGGAACCACAUCUACCGAGUGCUGACUGACGUGCUGCUGUGGCGGCGGCGGCGGCGGCCCACAGGCCCGUCCUUGUUCUCCGCGUCCUCUGCUUCGAUCCCUUCCCGCCGUAUGAGAAAAGCCCAGAUUGAAAAGGCCUCUGGUCAUUUGUCACCCACGAUGAGGUAUUAUAUAGACGGCGUGGCGGCGAGAUGAAAGUGCAGCAUCUCAAUUUUCCAGCCAUUGAUUCUAAAAUGAAGGUCAUUAGGCUUCACGUGUUCCUCGUCCUCGCAGACGGGAGAAAGACCUAUUCUCUUAUUCCUUCCCACUGCAGGCGAGCAAAUCUGCAUGGAAAUCACUGACGCGAUGAUGACGAUGAACAAGCGUUUGAGAAGGCAGACGCUAACAAGCGGAUGUGGAAGGAGCCGGUACUGACCUUUGGCACUGACCAAGCUGCGAUUGUAGCCCACCGGACUGCAGUAUUCGAAGACAAAGACGGUGAUGGCGACCACGGUCAGACACAUGACGAACAUCAUGACCCACACGGCCGGACUGUACGGUUCUGGGCGGGGCCAGUGGGGAGUCGGUGAGCUUUGCACGGUGACCAUGGUGAACGUCUCUCACCUAAGAACGCAGAAGGCGAGACCGUGCCGUUGCUCCGAGCCACCAUGACGCUGAUCCCGGUCUCCACGAACGGCACAGAGAAGUCAAUGAUCUCCGACCUUUCCUCGUUGAUGGUGAGUGAGCCGAUGGCCAUGUCCGCUCGCUUGUAGAACACCUGAGCAAGAACAAAGCUCUGAUGUCAGAAGUUGAAUCUUUCUCAUCCCAGCUUCCCCUCGGGGCACGUCUCACCUCUCCAAUCAUUCCGUUCCAAAUGCCUCGCACCAGCUUGCCGUGCUUCCCGUUGGUGACCAGGUAGAGGUCGUAGGAGAACUUGAUGGUGCGGGACAGCUUCUUCAGGAUGUCGAUGCAGAAGCCCUUGCAGCACAGCUUGGUGUACGGCUCCGUGUGACCCACAAUGCUGGACACAAGCACCAACACGCUUGGUUUCCAGCUCCACGUCACAAAAGCCACAGGCUUCAGUCGCCGUCGUCUCUGUGAGACAGUUGGCAUGAACCGCGACAAUAGACGGGGAACAAAAACGGCGGCGUGUGACAUCGCACGGAUGACGUCACGCGCGGCCGCCCUCAGCUGCACACAGUAGAGUGUCUGAUGCUCGUGCUCGGUGUCACGGCCCGAGCAGAUGGACUGACAGCUGCAUGGCCAAAACAAAUCGGAGAGAAAUGGAUCACCAACACGGGCGGGCGGGCGGGCGGCUCUGCCAGCUACUUCUCACAGGUUUUCUUGCCGGUGCUCAAGGCGUUAUGUAACGUCCCACCUCAAACCUCACUUCUGUUCUUCACACUAAUUAUAGAUGAGACACAACUGUGGAGAGGAAAAGUGAAUAUCCUGCUGCUGCUGUUCCGUUGACUAAAAUACGCAAAUGACAUAUCGAUCUAUAGAUAUAUCUAUAGACACAGGUGUACAUGCAUGUACACACCAAAGAAUGACUCUUUGCACCAGAUAAAUCGAUGAGCCCGUGUGGAAACACAGUGCAAAGUGGGCGGGUCUUCCUUGAGACGGCAGCGCAGGGAGGCAACACUUAACAUUAACAUUCAGAAAGCUGGCUGCCAGUGGCACUUUACUGAGGUCAAGCCUCCCUCUGAUUGGAAGCGGCUGACGUAUGACAGCGUUAACUGGCGGGGUCGACAGCUCUCCGCUCUCAUUUGUUUCUGCCAGAGUCUGAGAAGCAGUGCCAACACUGGAGCUGGGGGGGGGGGAUGGACGGAUGGCUGGCUCUAAUGGCAGCACUCCAUUGAUGCUCUCGUUUCCCUGGUCGGGUCACGGGGUGACGCUGCAGAGGCUGAUGAACAGCUCACCUGGCUGAGUGCUCAUAAUGGUGGGGAAGAGCCUCUUCAUCUGGAGCGCCAUGGCACCAGUGGAAUACAACAUCAAUUCAGGUGGACACAUGAAGACUUGAGGUGCCAUCAUCCAGGACAUUUCUCUCCGGGAAGACGCUCAGGCUCAUCUUAGUUCCAGCACAAGUCAGUGCUACAACUGGCCCUCUCCAGAAUACACACACACACAUGCACACAGAGCUGAGAACGUUGGCUGCCAUGAGGCCACGAGAGCACACCGGAAGUAGAUCAAUCCCUUCGAUUGGCAUGGAAGCGAUGGCGCACCUGAGGUUCACGGUCACAUGACACACUGCUCAUCCUGAAACCAACACAAUUCAGCUUCAAAAAUGUCCCGCCAAACUUGAAGUCUCACGAGACUGUGAGUCACCAUGAAAACUCACUUUAGCUCAAUAAAUUGUUACCCAUUUCAAUGGCUGUCAUUCCACCUCAGACGUGAGGGGUUCUGGGGAACAGAAAGGCCCGCGGCCCAUUCAGUUCGUACAUCUGAACUCCUCAGGUCACGCUUGACUUCACUCGUAUUCAGUGACCAUGUUUCAACUGCUGACACAGCAGCAGAAGCAGGCUCAAGUCAUGGUUAGUCAGGAACAAGAAAAGAAAUACACCUGAUGCUGAGAAAAUGGGAAAUAAAACUAUAGAUACAACAAAUGUCAUCAGACAAGAUCAAACUAUUUUUAAACGCUGAAGAACCAUGGGCCCUGUGGUUCAGAAUGGCUGGGGUCUGUCCAUGUCAGCAGUGAAACUAAAACAGACCCGUGCUCCGGGCCAAGUGCUGAGGCUCGCUCCUGAUCUCUGAAACCUUUUGUCUUUCCCAGCUCAAAUGUUCAGUGACUGCUUUAGUGCGGCGUCUACAUGAGAAAACCUGUAUUCCUUCAAAUGAAAUCUGAAUCAGUUCACCAGUGGUGUGGCGUGUUGAAAGGAGAAACCGAGUAGAUCAAGCGCAGCUGCCAUCCGUCCUCGCGUGUGGUGACUUACGCCUCCGUCUUGUUGGACUGCCGGCGGCACGGAACGGUGUUGCUGACGCAGGUGCCGGUCUCGGGGUCCACGGCCUCCACGAUGACAAAGGGCCGCUCCUCCAGAGUGGCCACCGUCAGGUGCCUGUAGUCGGACACGGGCUCCAGGUAGGAGCCGUAGCGCGGCCACACCGGAUACCUCAUCUGCAGGACGCCCAUCUCGUAGUUCCCCACCUUGAGGCGAGAGAGGACCAGUGCUGAUGAAUCAUGUCUUCAGGAGCGAUAAGACUUUUCUCCAGCGUUUCAGAUCACAACUGCUUAUCACAGACCCACAUCUUAAUACAGUUGUCCCCAAUUUUCUGGCGGUCGAUGUGGUUAUGGGCCAGCGCUGUGAUUUGUGCACCCGCGGCAGCGCGCGGAGUUUUCCUCUCUCUUCAGGGGGAAAUUGAUUUCUGGGUCAGCGGGGAAGGAGGAGAGCAAUUACACAAAGAAAGCAAUUGCGCCGGCGGCGCUAUCACCACUUGGCUUAUUUGAGCUGGACGUCGGGAGGAAAUGAGCUGAAUACACAAUUAACGGCAGGAAUGAAACAUUUCAAGCUCCCUGGCGCCCGGAGCCGUGACCCCUUCAUUAGCUGGCGUCCAUUACUUCAAAGGCAGAGAAGGACGAUGGAGCGCGCCGCGCCACCGCGGGGAGUCACCACCUGACCGGACGCCCGGGCCCGUCCCACGCAGGCGCCGAGGGGACGGAGGGAUGCUAACCGUGAUGUGGCCUUCUCUUCCAUGUCAACACGGCUCAUCUGCACACCGAAUCAGUGGGUCAGCAGGAGGCCGUUUGUCAAAACAGAAUUUGUUACGUUUUAAUGUCACACGUUUGCUGUGGUUUUCAAAAAUGAACAGCAGCUGCGGCUUGGACUCGAGGGGUUUGCUCUUUGUCCAAACAGACUUGGUCUCCUUUCAUCUUCCCCUGUUGAACACGGGUGAACGCGGACGUUCAUCUGCUUUGCUGUUCCUCCACUAGUUCAGAUCUUAGGUACAUGGAUGACUUUCAUGAUCAGUGUUUCAAAAGAGUCAGAGAAACGGUACUGGAUCGGAUCACGCUCCGCUGGAGAGAAUGGCCCCGCUACCCUGGCUGAGGUGGGACAGGACUCACCUUCUACACCUCGUGAAGACAGCAGACCCGGAAGCUUCCCCUUAACGUCCCAGGAGUACGUCACCCACUGUGUGGUCCUCAUAACAUCUACUGAGCUCACCCCGAGUGGAAGCCGUGCUCUCACCGUCAAGACUACAACUUGCCUCCUCCGUUCAUUUCCUCCGUUCCUCAGAGAGACUGGCACAGCCGCCUCUCUGGGGUAGGGGGGGUUGCAGGAGAUGAUGGUGAGAGAAAAGCAGCUUUUUGCUGCUGCUGCAGCCAGCGACAGGAGCAUGUCCCGCCACCUCCGAAGGGGGCUUCUUCUCUCAUUUGUCAGCGUGUUCGUCCAUCUUCCUGACUUCUCCUGACUGACUCGCACACACCGCUGACAGAUGAGUCUCCAGGCAGCAGAGCAUUUGAAGCUCGGUUCAUUGAUUGAAGACCCGCACGGUCGGGCCGACCGCAUGAAAUCAAACCGAUCCUUCAUCUGCUGGUUCACAGUCCGACUGAAGGAAGACCCAGUUCUGAGAGGCUUCACUGAAUCAGAGGAGCCGUUUAACUGUUUGCUCCAGACCCCAUUCACCAUCGAGGACACUCCACCACUGGCGCUCGUUCACAAGCGCCGACUCCAGGAGAUUGACGAAGCCCUUACACCAUAAAUUCCCAUGGUGCAUUGCCAGUGUGGACCAAGAGAGUGUGUGCGCUGUCAGUCACAGACAACUGAUACAUCGCUGUGUGAUUCAGCUUUUGUGCAUGUCAUUCAUGAAGUGGGACACCUGUCUGAGUGUGCGUGCGUGCGCAGUGAAUCACAGACGACUAAAGGGUCAGCAGAGUGUGACAUCAGUAGUUUCAGUAGUGGGCCGAGACAUCAGUCAAGUAAACGUAUUGGAUUACUCCUGACCGCUCAGCUCAAACUGGGUCCCUGGGGGCGGGACCAAAGUCCUCCAAGGUCAGGCGCCUCACAUGACGCAUCACCCGUAAGUCCAAGUGGACUCGCCUGAGCGCCCCCCCCCCCACUCUCGUGGAGAGAUGGAACUUUGGAGAGGUGAUAAGAUGGACGCUAACGCUAGCUCCUGCGCCAACAUGAGGUAGACAUGAUCUGCUCUUUAGGCGGUCUAGCUCUCACCUUGUCCCAGGUCCUCUCCCGGUCCAGGGUGAUGAUGAUCAUGGAGGGGUUGACCAGGUAGCCAUUGCUGUUGAAGGAGAAGUCGUUGUGCUCCCAGGUUACAUUCAGCAUGUGUCUGUGGAGGACAAGCACCAGCGUAAUUCCCGCCAUCUUGGAUCCCCAGAGGAAACGUCGACAUGGCUGAAGACCUGCGUCUGAAAACUUGAUUUAUUUAGUGAAGUCAUUGGAGUCAAGGUCGACACAUUUGCCACGUCAACAGUCUACAGAUCUGCACCUGUCGAGCCAAGAGCCUGUGCUUUCGCCAACUACAUCUGCUCCACAGUGCGGAGCGGAGACUCAAACUAGAACAGAUCUCGUGUCAUCGUUCUGCCUCCUUUCUUUUAGUCACCACCUCUUCAACAGUAAAUAUAGCAUGUUCUUGUUGGAGGACUAUAACUUGGCCAUUUUUCUGUGGGUUUCUUGUUCCUCAAAAUGUCAUAUUGAAAACAAUGCAUUGCCUAUUGAUCUCGAACAUCUUGCCCAUCGUGAUGUUGAUUUCUAUCCAAAUGAAAUGAAAUAUCAUGGCAUAUUUUCGCUUGUCAAUAGCCUAGCUUACAUUGACUCUUUUCAGUUUGGCCUUGCUACUCAAGCAUGUAUUUCGGAUGCUCUCCCGUCAUCUUUUGCGGUGACGGCUGUCUUUCUUCGGACGAUGGCGCCUCUCGACAGUUACAGCUCCUCACAGGAGAGUGAACUGGCCAGCUCUGCUCUGGAGGGUGGCAGAGAGCGGCGUUGGACUGGGAGAGAGACCGUGACUCCCUGGCAACAGGAGUGAUCCCACCCCUGAACUGUGAAGUGGCUGGAGUUGUGUGUUGAUCUUCAGGGUGAGAAGAGACUCAACCAAGUGUUUUUCCUGGCUUAUUACUCCCAGCUGGACUUUAAUGGAUACUUCAUCCACGGCAUUCGGGUUUCUGAUCGGUCUGCUGCGGCUUCAUGGCCACAGUCCAGGCUCAGUUGGCGCCGGCGCUUCAACUUUGGUGACGAAUUGCAAAAAGUGAAAGGAACCCAAAAUGAGGCGGACGUAAUGGCGUGUGUGAUUGAAGUUAAGGACUGGCUUAUCGAGUCUGUCUACUCCUCGGCAGCAGACGGCGUCCGGUCUCACCUCACCUGACACUCCAGCGGAGGUGUGGAGCGCUGCGCCUCUCGGUGAAAAGCCUCUAAUCUGUUAAUCUGCACUCAUCCAAUUAAAAGCCGAGGACGCCUGUUAUCAUCCCCGCAGCCGCCGCUGUUGGAUCAGUGGGAGGCCGAGAGACGAUUGACUAUCGAGCUGAGGACAGGCGCGUCUUCCUUCACCUUCACUCCGACUCUGCAGUCGAGCCACCGGCUCCACUAAGUCGGAGGAGAGAAAGGAGUUUUGGAAUAUCAGCGUCGGCGAUGACAGAACGUCCUCGGGGCCCCGGACCUCAGAGUGAGGAGAUGCCCACGGCGCCUCCACUACUGCCAGUCAGGACUGCUCCUAUCCUUCCUAUCGUCGGUGAUAAAAGGCGCCUUUCUGCGAUCACAUCUUUGGAAACAGACGUACCGGAACAAGGUGUGGUUAGCGGCCGAGUGCUUCACCGGGACGUGGCAGUCGCUCUGGCCUUCAGGAAUGAACCCCCUCUGCUUCUGGAAGCUCUGCACCCCUUUGACGACGAUGGCCACGCCGUCUCGCACCCUCUUCCUCAGACUCAUUCUCCAGCGGUCCGUGAUGAUGCUGAUGAGUCCUACAGGGAAGCUCUCUGGCGGGGGGAUAUCCGGGUUUCCUACUGCCAGGCUGGGUAUAAUCCAGAUGUACCCGGGCCCCAGGAGUCCGGCCUCCCUCGCCAUGCUGAAGAGGUACUGCGCCUCCUCGUGAGAGCAGUAGACCAGCAGCACCUGAGCGUCGAUCUGCUGCAGCAGCCUCCGCGCCCGCAGGUCGUUUAAGGUGUCGGCGGACAUGUCGAAAGUCAGGACGUCCUGAAGCUCCCACAGGAAGUAGCUGGUAUCUGUGAAGGACUUGACGUGAUCCACGUAGGCCUCGUAGCCCGGGUAGAGGCUGGUGAUCACCACAAAGCUGUCCCAGUUGUACUCCUCCAUCACCUUGAACAUGCCGUUGAUCUGCUGCUCGAUGGACGAGCCCAGCUGCAGGAAGUUGGAGCCUUCACCCUGGAAAAAGACAGGAAGAUAAGAGAAGCGCGACAGACAACAUUUUCAUCAACACGGGAGAAAUCAGAUGAAGAGAAUUGGUAUUCAUCAGAGCGGACAUCUGCAAGUUCCUCAGGGGGAAGAGUAUGAUCCCGCGUUCCUCUGAGUUUGGGGAGAUACAGAGCUGGCGUACGUCAUGAAUAUGGCCGUCAGGUGAGGAAACCAUGGUGACCCAAGGUGCGGGGGGGUGAUGACUCACGCUGGACUGGUGGAGGACUGCAUCAAAAAAGAGUCCCGAGUCAGCAGCUGAGGUGGGAUGGCAGCGAGAGCAGUUCACCAAGCUUCUUCUUCUUUUCACUUCUGUAGCAGCGCCACAAUCAUAUUCCGCUGGAUCUCAGGAGUCCGACAUUGCUCUCCAGAGUAAAUACACACUCCAUUAAGUCUCGCGGGGAGGCGAUCGGCUGGAGUCUGCGGAGGGGAAUGAGCCACACCAUCUGCAGACGCAUUCAUCACUUCCUUUUGCGGCCGAACCUGCAGCCUGGCUGUCAGCCACGCUUGCAAAUUUAGGCCCGCUCAGCAGCUCCGCGGGAAAACACGCCGACCUUGAGAGGAGUCGGAGUCGCGCUACGCCACCGCGUGCCGCCGUGUACUGUCCUCGCCCGUCGACAAACUGAAACUCUUUAACUUUGAUUCCCUCCUGUCUCCAGAUAAUUCUGUUGUGUGAAGCCGCGGAGAAUUUCAUUUCCUGGUAACAGGAUGAAUGAGUCUGAUCUCGUCGCCAAAUGUCUGUUUCCUGUAAUGAAUCAAUGCUGCGGAUCAAGCUCACCUCUCGACGUGACGACAUGAUGCGUCACCACGACGUGAAGCCGUCGAUAGACGCCUGCAGCUUGAAUCACUCCUGACCCUCCUGCGCUGUUAUGACGGGCUCAAUGUUUCGGGCGACUCUACCCUGACCUCUCCGUCGCCAGGGGAACACAAACAAAGGCCCACCGGAGCGCUGGACCAGCAGAGGCCGGCGGGUCAAGCACCGCGGGCCUGUGAUCUUAUUUAGCUUGUCUCCUCCUGUCCUUGAGAGAAGUUGUGCCACAAAGUGAUUGAUGAGCACCUUAUGCAUUUAGACGUCAGGCGACUGUUCCAGAGGAAGUGUGAAAAAAAUGCUCCAGAUGAAGCAGAACUACUGCGGAACUUUGACAGGACAAAAGCCGCUCUUGUUCCAGGGCCCAGCCCGGCGAUCCCUCUCUGGAGGAGGCGCUGCGCCUUCACAUUCAGAGGUAACACCCCACAGCCCUGAGAUGCAAUUCUGAGGUCACUUGUUAAUCAAGGUUUUAUUGCAAAGCUAAUCAUAUUUAUGCGGCGCCAAGUCUCCACAGAAGUUUUCUCAGGGCGCAUAUGAAUUUUGGCAGAUUGCGGACAUAAAAGCUUUAACACAGAGGCGUCGCUUUUAUUCCAGAACAUUUCAUUUUACUGCGGACAUCUGUCCUCCAACAACUGGCACCGAGACGGUGCGAGGGAGUUAGUUAAGCCCUUUAGCCGUGACAGUUCCAGGAAACGUUGACGGACGGUUACACUGCGUGCCCAGGCUCUGGUGAUGUUGGGAACAAAAAGUGGACAAACGGACCGCCAUUGUUUGAGGGAACGCUCUGGAGACGGGCCGGGAGAUUAUCCGAUCCUGACCUGUCAACAGUUCCAGUUCUAGAGAAAAGUCCGCAGGCUUUUAACUCGGAGGGCGCAAAACAUGAAAAAAUGGACAUCCAAUUCUUGGCCGUAUCUUGGCUGCCAGAUUGCGCUGGUAUAUGGCGGCAUCUGGCGGCCAAGCUAGGGUCCAUUUUUUCAUGUUUUGCAGACGCCCAGACGCCCUCACAGCUAAAAGCCUGAUAGUGCGUUCUCACAAGUCAAUGGCCGAUACACCCUAGGAGCCAGGAAGACUUCAGCUGGGGAACAACAACUACGUCCCCCUUUCCUGUUGAUGGCCUGCUUGGAAGCUUGUGGGCUCCUUGAGGUCCCAUCGGCCCUGACUCAUGGGUGCAUGAGCUAAAGGUUCUUAUUCCAAUGUAGACCUACAUCUCUCCUACAGAUGAUGUGUUCGCACCGGUGAACUCCAUUUCAACUGGGUCAGACGCCGAUUUAGUUGAGAUGUUCCCGGAGCUCCCAAUCUGCUUCAGAAAUCAUUUAAAUCGCAGGGCGCCGCCUGCCUUCACCGCAGCAUGACUAACAGCAGCGCUUUGUUAUGCAUCUCCAUGCUAAUCCCGGGAUUUGUCACAGAGGCUCUGGCGUGACAAUUACAUCUCAACAUCUUAAUUAGCCGGGCGGAUGGUCCAAAUGAGCCCCGGGCAGCGCUCACGGCGUCAGACGAGGACGCUAUCUUACAGGAGACAACAGGCCAUGUGUGGGCCAGGAUAUUCAGCGUGGUCACAGAGCUGAAGCUGGAACACAAGGCAGCUGUGCGUGUGUCUGAGAUACGAAUGAGUCGCCGUAGAGCAGAUGCUCAGUACACGUCAUCACACCGUCAUCUAACAUCACGCUCACUAUUCAAAUCGAAAUCACAAGGUGUUGAGGAAUGAAAUUAAAACAUCUGAGAAGCUAACACAGGCCUUCGACGACCACAUUGACUCGUCCUUUGACCACGAGAGGGUGACAGAAUGCUCCCUAUACGACGGCAGGGGAGGAGCUACCGAUGAGCAUGAUGAGGUGCCUCAGCUGUGGAGCCCAGAACAAUGGCAGCAGAUUCAGUGGGGUGCGCGCACCAAAACAGAUGUACAUUUAAGUCUCCUCGCUGGUGGGCUGAUCUGGACAGUUGGAAAUGGACAACGCGAGUGUCAGAGGAGUGCAACACUGUCGCACCCCGCUGAGAGCCGCGUCUCCACCUGUCAAAGAGCUGAAGGUGAAAGCCUCGGCCGUGCGCUUCUAUCAAUAGAGCUGGAGCCCGUCCAAGCAUCCGCUGCCGACAAAGAUGGACAUCUGCGUCUCAAAGGCACAAAGACGCAAUCGCACGCAGCUUCAUCUGUCGCGGCAGUCAAUGAACCUUUUUGUGUAACCGCACCUGGUCACAUGGUCCUGCUCUGGGAGCAACCCUGACUUGUGCUGGGACAUAUGUCUGCUUCCGCUGCGCGGCAGGAAGUGAGCUGGCACGAAUCCUGUUGAGCUGUCGUCACGCAGAUCUGCACAGCAACCGGGAGCCGCCGUACGCUCGACUAUUAAUAGUAAAGCUGCCUCAAAGGAAAGAUGCUACGAUGGUUGUGCCGUGCCAUUUGUGCACUCAUAUGAGGACAUCAGGCUAAACACAGACUUUGCUCAUGCCGUCAAAGCUAACACUUUUGUUUGAACAACACGCCGAGAAGAAGACAAGACAGGACCGACAUCUCAAAUACAGACCUGGAACUUGGGUCCUUCACCGUAGUCUGGUGCCAAAUGAACAGGAAUGAGCCCAAAGUCUGUCCUCAGCCAAACUUUCCUCCCUCUGUAGCGACCGACUUGAGUCAGUCGAGGGACACGGGCCAGAGCCCGCCCUCGUACACAGACACCAUAGAAAUCCCUCAAAAAGACCAGCGGUGGUUAUGCGCAACAUCUUUUUCGCAGCGAGGCAGUUUGUCACGUUAAUGGGAUCCAGCUGACUAUUAUUACCAUAAUUCCCUCUGAAACUAAUAGUUUGGAUUCCGGCGAAGCCUCCGAGGCGCCAAAAGCGGAAUAUAAAACGUCAGAUUUCCUCACAAGACGCUGAUGUUUAUUCCCUCCAACAAACACGAGAUGAAUGUCAACGCGACUUCACUCUUUAACCUCCGGAUUUGGCUGUCAAGCGGCAAACAAUGGCUUCUAUUCCUAACAGUAAAUGGCCACGCUGAUAAAUUUGACUGUGAGGAGCUGCCGCGUGCCGUGGUUCAAAAACAGGAGCGGCCCAAACCUGCGUGUCAGCUGGGAUUACGCCUAUUGAUUUCUGCUGGUGUGCACGGCGACAGACCCUCAGGUCCUGCUCGAUAGGGUGGGCAACCGCCAAGUCACUGCGCUUUCUUUCCCCUCCGUCUCCAGGCCACACUGAGCGCGUUGGGAGAACCUGGACCGCUCCUCUUCCAGAAGAGGAGGAUUGAGAAUUCCAGAAGCAAAGAGUUGCAGUCAAAGUUGCAGUCGAGUUCAGUGCUAAAACGGUUCGUCGAGUCAGAGCUUUUUAAUCAGACUCUACAGCGAAAAAACAACUCUGCAUCUUUGCUUGACUUGAGCUCACGUCACAGAUGUUGCCUCUUAAAUCCCAACAGUCAAACAAAAAGAGCUCAGGUGGCAGUCAUUCCACCUGGUUCAUUCAUCAUAUUUGAUGCAGAUAGUGGCAUGAGGAUUAGUUUCUGCUGUGACUUAAGGGACUGUAGCUGCUGCCUUCAAAACACCAUCACCUGCCGAGACCCCGGGGGAGGACAUCACCCCGAGGAACACCAGGUCACCAGGAGCCGUCAGGACAGUAGAAACACUGUAGCUUCUUCCGAGUGACGUUCGGCCUCAAUCUCUUCAUCGGCUCGUUUCACACCGUCGCCUUCUACGAGAUCCACGUCUUGUCUUUCGGCGACAUAGAGAAGGAAUGAGCUCCAUCACCUUGUUGACUAUCUUUGACAGCGACCCAUAAAUCAAUGCAGCGGCUCCGCUCUGAUUAUCGGGGAGACGGGUGAAAACCAGAGCAACUCUUGAGUGAGUGACGCCGACAGCACGGGCAGGAUGGACGGAAUUACCCGAGCGAUAUCGAGGAAUAGCACCGAGCGACCGUGUCCCACUGGGAAUAAAGCACAGCUGAACAUCAUCAGAGUUAGCGUUAGCCACAGUGAGUCAUCAGCAACGGGACCAAGACAGAGACGCCCGACUCUUUGUCAUUGGGGAUGAAUUUCAAUUCACUGGGAGGCGCCGGAUGAUGCGCUGACGAUUGCAUUGGAACAGAUGAUGCUCUUAAUGAAUGAUGAAGUUGCUCUUCAUAUGCAAAUGAGCCAUCUGAGUGAUUCACUCCUUCGAUUGUUGUUUUACUACGGGAAUGAAAAACAAAGGAGCAUUUACAUGCCGUCAAUCACAGCGCUGAGAUGUCAAACACACAAUGAGCUUGUUGGAAGAUCGUUCCGCUCCCACGCAUGAAGUCUUUUCCCCCCCGAGCGAGUCAGGAAUCUGAACAAGAGUGAGACUCCACAGACAUUUAUCAACACAAUUAAGUUGUGUCAUGUGACUCUGACAACUGAGAGAAAUAGCCAUCACCUGUUCCGUCAAACUGUUAGAGGGAAAGUGAAAGUGGACCGGGUUUUUUCUGCGUACGACUUUUGACAAAGUUGUUGACAUCCCAACUUUAAUUUGUCUCAGUGGUUGUUCUUGAAAAGCCCCAAAUAAAAACAUUAUUACCGUCUUUUCCGGACUGUAGAGCGCAGCGGAAUAUUAGCCGCGCCCAAUAAAUGUAAGAAGGAAAAUGUUCAUAAUAAGCUGCAGGUUCAGUGGUGCUGUCGGUGCUGUGAACCGGUCAGUGGUGCUCCGGCUUAAAAACACUUUUCCAAACCAGUUUUGAAAACGGGUCCACACAGCGUCUUCAUUUCUCCACGCUGCUCUCACAAUAGACCAGGUGCAGCUCCCCAGCCAGGAUCAAGUCAGCACCAAAACCCGACUCGCUUGUGUUCACGUCGGACUUUUGAGCUGAACGCACUUUGUCUGGAGACAGCGCCUCACAUCUUUUAUUCACAGUAAAGCCCUGGAAAUGCGCUGUUUUCGCCCACGUGGCCAGAGUUUUGACACCCCCGCCAGUCUCAGCCGCUGCUUCUCAAUACCAGACCUCCAGGGGAUCCGCUCUGUUGACGGAGCUGUGGACACGCGGGCGAAAACAAAGCAUUUGGAGUGCUUUAAGGGUCAAUAAAAAGCCUCUGAUUGAAUCUGAUUUCUGACUGUGAGAAAAAGCGGUAAACAUGACGUGGAAUGUUGCCAUGAUUAUUUAACGCGCUUUUGAAGAAUCCUAAAAAAUUGGGGAGGAGCACUUGCUCAGUUGUGUGUCAGUGUGUUUGGCUCAUGCCCAACAGAGAGGAGACGACACUGGGCGCUUGAGGCGUCGGGGGGGGAUCGACCAAACACUCGCCUCCAGCUCUGGGCGGCCAAUGAUGAGCAGCUGCGAUUCUACCAGCGCUAACACGGUGAUGGAACGUCACCCAGUGAUGGGCCUCUGGAGCGCUGCCACCACCCAAGAUCACAGCGGCUACAAACGAGGCUGACAGCGAGCCCUGAUGAAAAGCUUUUGGCUCGACUCUCUUCAGAUAUGAAUUUGUGAGGCCGUCAUUGAUCCUAUUAGGUGUGAUUUACGGCCGCGUGCAGGACUGUAACUGAUGCCGCGGCCCGUUAAUCUCCCUCCGGUCGUGUCCGACGGACCGUACCAUCUUCUGCUGCGGAGCUAAAAGCCAAGCU
Messenger RNA from Synchiropus splendidus (mandarinfish), 23886 nucleotides. RefSeq names its product transmembrane protein 104 (gene slc38a12). The transcript has 10 exons. Lineage: Eukaryota; Metazoa; Chordata; Actinopteri; Syngnathiformes; Callionymidae. The record is from RefSeq and is a predicted model, not a curated record. The coding region runs from base 222 to 1709 and encodes 495 amino acids.